Coniosporium apollinis CBS 100218 is the source of this 582-nucleotide messenger RNA. RefSeq lists its product as uncharacterized. The transcript has a single exon. The record is from RefSeq and is a predicted model, not a curated record. Bases 1 to 582 code for a protein of 193 amino acids. NCBI's taxonomy places the organism in Eukaryota, Fungi, Ascomycota, Dothideomycetes.
AUGUUCAUGACGAGGCGGAGAGGAUAUCGUAUAUACGGACCACAGCGCAGACACUAUAAGUCGAUCCUCGACGACCCAUCGGCCGACUACUCCUCGCAAGAACCCCUGACGUACGAUUCUGAGAACGAGGACGAUGCGCGAGAUCCAGUAGCCGCCGCAAGACACCUGCCCAAGCAGCGGAACUGCUGCGGCGUGGUCGUCCAGACGCCCAACACCUCGCGUUUCAAGAACACCAUCCAGAGCCGGAUACUGCAGCGCUUUCCGUUCCUCGUAGAGAUGCUCUACUGGGUCAUCAACUAUGCAUUCUACCGCAUGACGUCAAUCGCAUCGCAGCGGAUAUUUGCAAAAACUGGCAUAUGGAAUGUGGCGCAGGCGCAUGGCAUUGCAGUGCUUGAGACAGAGCAGGAAGGCUGGCUAAGCUUCCUCUUCCCGAUUCAGGAGCGUACUGUUCAGUAUUGGUUUAUGCAUGGGCAUCAAGACGCGUUGACAGUGCUGAACAAGGCGUACGCGCUUAUCCAUAUUCCUGGUACUGUAGGGCAAGUCGCGUUGGCCCUUCAAGCAGCCCCUGAUGGUGAUUACUGA